Messenger RNA from Coccinella septempunctata (seven-spotted ladybird), 895 nucleotides. RefSeq lists its product as uncharacterized. NCBI's taxonomy places the organism in Eukaryota, Metazoa, Arthropoda, Insecta, Coleoptera, Coccinellidae. The coding region runs from base 64 to 810 and encodes 248 amino acids. The record is from RefSeq and is a predicted model, not a curated record. The transcript is spliced from 5 exons.
GAUGAAUUGGAUUAAUUUCGAUUCGGUCAGUUUUUGUUACCUCAUAGCAUACCUACACAAAAAAUGAGGUAUUCUCUUUUUUCACUUGUAGUCUUCUAUCUGCUAGAUUUCCCUUUUUGUAAUUCGCAAUGCCCAUGUUCCGAACCAUGCGGUAGUCCUCCUGUUUGCAAUUGCCCCCCUGUGCCUAAAGCUCGGUGUAAAAGAGAAAUCAUCGACCCAUUCUAUUAUCCUCAUCCUGGUACAUGGUAUCAAGAUUCGACAAGUGGAAAAUACUACUUCAGUUUGGGCAAAACGGUGUUCGUCCAGAGAUCCGAUGGAUUUUACUCAAAAUGGGUGACCUCUGGAGACGGAGCUGAUUGGUCAUUGAACGAUAACUAUCUAUGGCGAUGGGAUAACAAUGGAAGAUGGUUUCCUCUGAAAGAGGAUGAUGGCGACGAAUUCAAAGAUACUUGCUCGAAAUUCCAAUUGCCAAUUAAGUGCAUGGGAACUGAAUGUCCCGAGCAGAUUCGGUUCCCUUCGAACGGGGUGUGGUACGUAACAGGCGGAAAAACCAUAUACAAAGAUGACACUAAAGAAAAUAAAAGAUACGAGCUGCAGGAUAAUGGAUUGUAUCGUAAAUUCAAGGGAGAUGUCCAAAUUUGCCCUGAGUAUUGGACAUGGAACAUGACCACUGGCGUCUGGUACCAUAUUGAAGGCUCGUCAGGAAUAUCAGCUUGCCAAACCGAAGUUGAGGAUACCACAGUGAUUACUGGACCAACAGGUGAAAGAGAGGGACUUCUUAAACCACCAAGAAAAGUGUUUAGCUAUUGAGGAAACAUAAUGGAGAUCACGUGUCGUUUUAUAUAAUUGAUUGAUUUAAUUUUCAACGUUUUAAAUAAUAUAUGUUUAUAUAGAA